This is a messenger RNA of Merops nubicus (carmine bee-eater), 1951 nucleotides long. RefSeq names its product ATPase, class V, type 10A (gene ATP10A). Gene Ontology annotation, biological process: phospholipid translocation. Gene Ontology annotation, cellular component: plasma membrane. Gene Ontology annotation, molecular function: ATPase-coupled intramembrane lipid carrier activity; nucleotide binding. The record is from RefSeq and is a predicted model, not a curated record. The transcript is spliced from 10 exons. Lineage: Eukaryota; Metazoa; Chordata; Aves; Coraciiformes; Meropidae. The annotation marks the transcript as partial.
GCCAUUGUAAGGUGUCCCAGCAGCCUUCUCUUCUGCAGAAAUGAGAAGAAAUAUAUAAGCAGGUACUGGAAAGAAGUGAAAGUUGGAGACUUUGUGCAGCUUCGCUGUAAUGAAAUUAUACCUGCUGACAUAUUGCUGCUCUCCUCAAGUGAUCCCGAUGGGCUGUGCCACAUAGAAACAGCUAACCUGGAUGGGGAAACCAACUUAAAACAAAGACAGGUGGUGAGGAGGUUCUUAGAGCUGGACUCAGAAUUUGACCCCUUGAAGUUCACCAGUAUCAUUGAAUGCGAGAAUCCAAACAAUGACUUAAGUAGGUUUCGAGGUUACAUUGUACAUAAAAGUGGAAAAAAGGAUGGGCUGUUCAAAGAAAAUCUUUUGUUACGUGGAUGUACCAUUAGAAAUACAGAGGAGGUUGCAGGAAUAGUGAUCUAUGCAGGGCAUGAGACCAAAGCUUUGUUAAAUAAUAAUGGACCUCGUUACAAACGCAGUAAGCUUGAAAGACAGAUGAAUGCAGAUGUCCUUUGGUGUGUCCUCAUACUUCUAAUCAUGUGUCUGUUUUCUGCUAUCGGUCAUGGCCUAUGGGUAUGGCAAUAUGGUGAGAAGAAGAAACCAGUUUUUGAUGUUCCAGGGCCUGAUGGCAAAUAUUUGUCUCCUGUUUUAGCUUCACUGUAUUUAUUUCUGACAGUGAUCAUCGUUUUCCAGGUUAUGAUUCCAAUUUCCUUGUACGUAUCGAUUGAAAUAGUUAAAAUCUGCCAAGUAUACUUUAUCCAUCAAGAUAAAGAUUUAUAUGAUGAAGAAACAGACUCUCAGCUGCAGUGCCGAGCUUUAAAUAUCACAGAAGACUUAGGUCAGGUGCAGUUUAUCUUCUCAGACAAGACUGGGACACUUACUGAAAACAAGAUGGUCUUCCGAAGAUGCACCGUUUCUGGAAUAGAGUAUUCCCAUGAUGAUAACGCCAAACGCUUAGCGAUGUACCAAGAGCCUGAUUCUGAGGAAGAUGAGGCAGCCCCAAAAGGAGGAACUCUAUCCCAGCGUGAUAGUAUCUGCAGCCAUCAGAGCAUCAAAGUAAUCCACAGAAGCCAGAGCACCAAAACCCACCGGCGCACAGGUAGCAGAGCUGAAGCAAAAAGAGCAAGCAUACUCUCAAAGCACACUGCAUUCAGUAGCCCAAUGGAGAAGGAUAUCACACCUGACCCACGCUUAUUAGAAAAGGUAAACGAAUGUGCAAAGCAUCUGGAGGUGAUGAGGAGCCACGAACAGCCAUUGUCACGUCUCAGUCCAGAACUGGGUGACAUUUUUGACUUUUUCAUCGCUUUGACUAUAUGUAACACAGUUGUGGUUACUGCACCAAAUCAGCCCCGACAGAAGGUUAGAGACCGAUUUGAACUGAAGUCUCCAGUAAAAACCAUAGAAGACUUCAUCCGAAGAUUCACGCCAAGUCGCUUGACCUCUGGAUCCAACAGCAGCAGUUCCUCUAGCCUAGCUACAAGCAAAUCACUGCACAGGUUUGGUUUAAGUGUGCUUUCAUCUACAUCUACAGACAGCACUUUACUCAAACUGGAAGAGAAGCUGGCGUACUCUGCGCAGAUGAAUAACAAUGGCUACAGCUCCCAGCAAGGCCGGGCAGCGCUGGGGGGCGCACCCCAGGAAGGAGAACUCCGUUAUGAAGCAGAGAGUCCAGAUGAAGCUGCUCUUGUCUAUGCAGCAAGGGCUUAUAACUGUUCUCUGGUUGGAAGGCUGUCUGACCAGGUAUCCGUGGAGCUACCUCACCUGGGAACGUUAAGCUUUGAAGUGUUACAUACAUUGGGCUUUGAUUCCGUCAGGAAGCGGAUGUCAGUAGUGGUCAGACAUCCUCUCACAGAUGAAAUAAAUGUUUACACUAAAGGAGCAGAUUCAGUUAUUAUGGAUCUUCUUCUACCCUGCUCUUCAGGUACCCCUUUUACUUACCUUU